This is a messenger RNA of Radiomyces spectabilis, 1431 nucleotides long. RefSeq names its product Gar1/Naf1 RNA binding region-domain-containing protein. The transcript is spliced from 6 exons. Gene Ontology annotation, cellular component: sno(s)RNA-containing ribonucleoprotein complex. Bases 1 to 1431 code for a protein of 476 amino acids. The record is from RefSeq and is a predicted model, not a curated record. Gene Ontology annotation, molecular function: RNA binding. Gene Ontology annotation, biological process: box H/ACA snoRNP assembly; pseudouridine synthesis; ribosome biogenesis. NCBI's taxonomy places the organism in Eukaryota, Fungi, Mucoromycota, Mucoromycetes, Mucorales, Radiomycetaceae.
AUGGAUCAAGAUCUGUUGGCCGCCGCCGCUGCCGCCGCCGAAGCCUAUACACCACCAAGUAACAUGCAACCGGAAUUACCAGUCUCAACUUUAUCUGGUCACUUCACCAACUCGUCAACACCAUCGACAGAUCAGAAUACUCCAGUGAUGACCGUGAGACAAAAGACUGUGGAAGUGACCACGGUAACGGCCAAAGCUGAUUCGGCUGCUGAAGCUAAUUUGGAUGCGGCACUUGCUUCGGCCGAGAAAGCGGCCGGUUACGAAAGCAGCGAUAUUGAUAUGUCCUCUUCAGACGAGAACAGUAGCGAAAGUGAGUCAGAGGGCGACAAGAACGACGACAUUGCUAGAUCGGAAGCUGCCGUGGACCAAGACGACUUGGAUGACGACGACAUCGAAGAGAGCUUCAAGGGGGAAACACUUCGCACCGAGCAUGAAAUCACUGAUAUUCCUAUUGAACGCCCUGUAUUCGAAAUUACGCCUUCUACCGUGACGGAGUAUGUGGGAGAUAUCCAUCAGAUCAUCGACAAUGUGAUUGUGGUGCAAAGUCGCCCUACUUCUCGCGCUGUUCUCGAUAUGGGUAGUCUGUUUUUGUACGAUAACAAGGAAAUUAUGGGCGAAGUCUUUGAAACGUUUGGCCCUGUGGAUCGACCUUUUUAUUCGGUUCGAUUUAAUACACCUGAAGAAAUGGAUGCCGAGUUUUCCAAAACUGGCAAUCGAGUGCUGUAUGUCCCUUCGUACCACGGCACCAAAUGGGUCGAAACCGAGAAAUUGAAGCAAAUCAAGGGAACCGAUGCCAGUAAUCGAUAUGAUGAAGAAAUCUCGGAGAGUGAAAUGGAAUUCUCGGAUGAUGAAAAGGAACAGAUGUACAAACGCCGAAAGAGACAACUGAAAAAGGGCGUGAGCAAACGACCGCGUAAUGCUCCGGCGUCAGCAAAGAAGAGGGUAAUACCCGCCGGUAACGACUUUGAUUCUGAACUGUCUGCUUAUGAAAGCAGUCUUCCUGGGCGUUCCAUUCAAAGCUACGCAGACAUCUAUGGAGCAGAUGUAUCAACAGCGCCAGCACCGGCACCGGCACCGGCACCAGUUCCAGCUCCAGCUCCAGCAGCGCCUGUCGUUUCAAGAUUUGUCGAUACUACUCCGGCGUCCGUAUACCAAGCGUCCCCAGCGCCACAGAACAUAUCUUAUAGAAGUCCAUCGGACAUUGUGUCUGCACUUUUCGGUUCUGCCGACACGACCGUGCUUGUCAAUGCAAAUCAAUCAGCUCAGCCAUCACGACCGCAACCAGAAACAGUCCCAUCACAAUCAACCCCACAAACAGAACCUGCGCAGCCGCAGCAGCCGCAGCAGCAAACCAAAUCUUGGUCACAGUCCGCAUUUCAGAAAAUUCGGUCCUUAUUUGCAGCACCACCUCCGCCAUCUUCUGACGAUUAA